AUGGGAUGCAGUCAAGUCAUCUUGAAGACAGACGCGCUGAAGCAGGCAUUUGUCCAAGAUCAUGUAAUGUUGCUUGCGCACACUUUAGCUGCGUAUGGAGCUGGUUUAGAGAAUGGGGACGCAGCUGCGGGGUUCCAGCUCCAACCGUCUCAUCUAGUUCCACUUCCACCAUUGCAGGCACUCCAAGCGCACCCUCCCUUGCUCCCGCUCCCGCUUCCGCCAUCCAUUCCCAUCGGUGGUCUCCUCGGGCCGUGGCACCGGGCCAGCCUAGCCUUACGGCGGGCUCCUCCUUCGCGCCCAAAGCCCUCCGAUCUCUCGACCGUGUCGCCGCGUCCGCCCUCCCGCUUCCGAUCGACGUUCUCCGCCGUGAGCAUCGCCACCACUUCGCUGAGUUCCUCUACACGACCCCUCCGCCUUCCUUCCGCGGCUGCGCGUACGCGCCGACGUGACGCGGCCUGCCUCUGCUUGUCUGUUUCUGGGCCGGCGGGUGCCUGCUACAUGUUCGACCAAAUGUUCCAUUUGAACCCGCCACUGCCAUCACCGCGAACCGGGACUUUGGAAAUUCGACUGGUCUUGAUCAUUCUGUACCAAGUCUGCAUGCAUUUGACCUAUCGCCGGGCUAGCUUCCUCACUCAAAGAAAGGGUCAUGGUUCAUCUUUACUUCGAGAUCUACCUCUCGAUAGCAAUAAAUUCUACAAAUAUGACCAGCUUCAAUCUGCUUCGAAAUUAUGGAUCUUAGCAGCCAUGCCAUCUGAUGCUUUAAUUGGGAACUUUCAACCGGUGAGGUAACCGAGAAUUCCUCCAAAGUCUUACCACUGUUAAGCAGAAAAUUUGCAAGUAUUCUUUCGAGUUGCCGUCCUUUAUAAUUUACAAUGUUGAUUCUGCUAAGUUUAUGGCCCAAGCAUCUGAUGUACAACUGCCACAAACUAUCGGUCACAUGGCUACUACAGUCGACCUCAUCGCCACUGUCAUCUUCAGUCUCGGUACCCGAUUUGCCAUGGGACAUACAACAGUACACUUCCUUCUUUUGAGGCCGUCCCAGAGGAGACGGUGACAAUACUUCCAGGUUCUUGGUUUCACGAAGCAAGACGGUGAUAGACCGGACAGCAUGGCCCUCCCGCAGGCAGCCUUUGAGGCCCAACUGCCUAGGAGGUAGCCCCCGAACAGCAUCUGCGAGCAAGCUGCUGUGGUAAGCCAUUGAUGGGUGCAAGGAAAGGUGGAGAUACGCCAGCUCGGUGCACUGGUUGAUGAGUCCUGUGACCGGAGCAACCUCAGUCGAUUUCCUUUUGGAAAGGUCUUCACAGAUUUCAAUCUUCAGCGCCAUGACUCCUUUUUAGUUUGCAACAUCGAAGAGCGACUCAUGGGGAAUGCUGCCUUUGUAGUGCAGAGACCGCAAGCGCGAGCUGUGCAGCUUGAUGAGGCUGGCAUGGUGGCAACAGAUCAUGGCGAACCUCCACACACUACAAAAAAAAGACACAUCCGUGACAUUUUGGGCCGAACGAAAUUUUUUCUGUGAUACAUAUGACACUUUUAUAACGAUAAUUGUGACAAA
Messenger RNA from Triticum aestivum (bread wheat), 1552 nucleotides. RefSeq lists its product as uncharacterized. The record is from RefSeq and is a predicted model, not a curated record. The transcript is spliced from 6 exons. NCBI's taxonomy places the organism in Eukaryota, Viridiplantae, Streptophyta, Magnoliopsida, Poales, Poaceae. Bases 1 to 789 code for a protein of 262 amino acids.